Messenger RNA from Ceutorhynchus assimilis (cabbage seed weevil), 1003 nucleotides. The record is from the annotation of a GenBank genome assembly. NCBI's taxonomy places the organism in Eukaryota, Metazoa, Arthropoda, Insecta, Coleoptera, Curculionidae.
AUUCCCUGAAAGAACAAUCGAAGACAUGGGUAAUAAUCGACUUACCUUCGCGUUGGUAUUCAAACGAAGUAACGAAAACCUGACUGGAAACAUCGACGAUGUGGUUCUUCAAUUAGUCUAUGGAAAUUCCAGGAAACCUCCUGGUGACGAUAGGUCGCCUGCUAGAAAGUUGUUAAAGGUUUGGAAUAGGUCGGGUAGACACAAAGAUUGGGUAGAUGUGGUUGGGAAUUUGUCUGAGGAGGAGCUAAAAGAAGCUAAAAAAGAUUUAAUGUUUGGUAUAUGGGCCCCACCCAACUCUUUGAGUAAAGCUAUGGUGUUGAAGUUACUUUUCCCAAACCUAUCCAAUCCUUUUAAAAUACCCGAUUUAAAAGAGAUUCCAUUGCACGUAGCUGUAGCGUAUGAUGCUUUUAAAGCUAAGGACAUAUUUGAACUAGGCGAAAAGUAUCCAGGAAAAAUUAUGAGUUAUGGAUAUUUUUCUAGCGAUUUGCCAGGUGAAGCAAAACUAUUAGGAAAGACAACUGAAAAAUUUGAAACUCGAAAUGCAACAGUCACUUAUGAAGAAAAAUUGGUGAUCCAAUUGGCCAAAGAAGAUCGUCAAUGUUUUAUGGAUUUCAUAGACCUAGGCCCUUCGUACAUGAGUACAGACGUCGAAGUUGGUGUUUUAGAUUGUCAAUAUUUUUUUCCACCUGGCUAUAAUACGCCAGAGUCUGAAAUUAUUACUUAUCUUAAGAAAAAGACCAAAAGAAAGGGUAAAAUUGGCAAGUUCCGAGCUGGAACAGAUCAGCUUCAAGAUGGCGACAGUCAAUCAGUUAUUACUGGUACUGAAGUAGAUUCCUCCGUAGCUGAUCUUGGCGAAGAUACUGUUAUAGGCGACGAUGCUAAUAAUGAAGAAGCUGAAAGUGAUGAGGAAGAAGCAGAUGAUGUUGAUAAAGGAGAAGAAGAAACUCAAAUUUCUGACGUAUUGGAAAGUGCUGAUAAAGCUACGUCGCCAGUAGCUGAGUAA